Messenger RNA from Rhagoletis zephyria (snowberry fruit fly), 1931 nucleotides. Its product is annotated as Down syndrome cell adhesion molecule-like protein Dscam2. Gene Ontology annotation, molecular function: protein binding. The record is from RefSeq and is a predicted model, not a curated record. Lineage: Eukaryota; Metazoa; Arthropoda; Insecta; Diptera; Tephritidae.
AUGACUAUUCGUUACAACAACUUUUUAAUGUUGCCUGAAGCACCACCGCAGCAUGUCAACUGUACCGCAUUGUCGUCGCAAAGUCUAAAGAUAUCCUGGCUGGAGCCGCCAUUACAAUUUCAUGGUGGCAUAAUUCAAGGCUAUAAAAUUUUAUAUCGACCAAUUGUGAAUCAAACCUCUCAGGCGCCGAACGGCAACGAACUGAUAGCAACCAAUGCAUCCUGUGUGAAUUUGAAAUUAUCGACGUGGAACAAUGGAGGCUGCCCUAUUUAUCAUUUUUCCAUUGAGCAUCGACCGUUGGGGGACAUCCGUUGGACGGUCGUCACAUCCGACAUCUCGAAUGCCGAGGAGAAUCGUGAAAAUUUAAUAUUUUGCGAUUUCCUGCCAGCCAAGUGGUAUCAGCUACGCGUUUCGGCCACAAAUGAUGCUGGCAAAACCACUGAACACUAUCAUUUCGCCACCACUAAUCUGGAUGGAGUAACAAUACCACCACCUCAGGUUUUCCCAUCGGAAAAUGAUUUGAUGAACAAUCUGAUAAAUGCAACGAAUCCGACCAACGGUGAUUGGUUUUCAACAUUAAUCGUCAUCGUAAUCAUCACCGUUGCCAUCAUUACAAUCGCUUUAACAAUUAAGCACCGUCGCACACUGUGUGGCCCCAUAGCCGAGGGCUAUGAGUCGCGUACACUGCCUGGCGAUUACAAAGAGGACCACGAAAAUCGACGCAAUCAGCAGGUGUACAGCGCCUCGCCAGUGAAAACGGUGGACAAAGGAAACGAAUCAGAAAUGUAUGAGAUUUCACCGUAUGCCACAUUUAGUGUGAAUGGUGGACGCACUGGCGCUGGUGCUGGUUCGUCUUCGAAAGCGCCCUCGCAUGGCGGUGUCUGCGCCUCACCCAUGGACUAUACAAUGCAAUUCAAGACAUUCGGACAUCCGGAGGGUGACAAUCUCAAUGCAACGGCUUAUCCUCUACUGCCGGCAAGCUCUGGAUUUGGACAUGUGAAAUCGAAAUCCAGCUGGCACAAACAGCGCUACUACAACACGGAUGACGAAUCCACGCUCAGCAAAUCUAUGACAAUGGUCGCUGGGUCUCAAUCGGGUCAUUCCAAGAAGAGCACCCGCAACGAUGGCAGCCGCGGCAGCAAGAGUACCAGCAGCAGUAGUGGUGGUGGUGGCGGUAGCGGUAGCGGAGUUGUAGGCGGGACUGGUGGUGCUGUGGUGCCUGGGGCACAUUGUGAAUCCGAAUCGGACACGAGCAUAAGUCCCAGCACAGAAUUCUCCAACAUGCCAACUUAUAGAGUUCCUUGUAAGUCGACGCGCAGCAGCGAUGGGCGCCCAGCUGCAGAUAUGUUUCGACCUGACUCGAGCACAGAGUCCAACAAUGAGCUGGGCUCACCGGUGGAGCGUCGCAUAAGCGGGCCGCGAUUACUGGCUGGUGUGCCUGGUGGCGGCGGUGGUGUCAACAUCGGCGCGGAUAAGCGAGGACAUCGUAGCCGAAAGCAGCAGCAACAAUUGCAGUUACAACAACAACAACAACAGCAGCAGCAACAACUACAAGCAAAGGAACAUCAGACGCUAGAUCGGAGAAUAUGCCCUGGAAGUAACAACAGUUUAGACAGUGAGGUUAACUCGGAUACGGGCGCCUCUUUGGCGGCGAUGGUAGCCGCUGUGGCUGCUGGCGAUCUGGGUUUUCGUCCACCGUCGGGUUUUACUGAUUUGCGCGAAUUCAGCGAAGCUGAAUGCGAUCGCGAGCAACGUGCACUGGACUUGGAAGUGCAACGUGUUAUGGAAAACACCGACGGAGAAUUGGCCAAGAUGGAUCGAGAGGAAUUGACCUCACUACUGGCAAGGUAUCAGGAAAAGAAGGAGCAGGAGCGCCAGGAAUAUACCAUACAUGUUUAAUGUUUAUUAGAAGUUACUUACAUACACAUAAG